Molecule: messenger RNA, 1186 nt
Organism: Cercospora beticola
Lineage: Eukaryota; Fungi; Ascomycota; Dothideomycetes; Mycosphaerellales; Mycosphaerellaceae
Gene: ISU1
Product: iron-binding protein
Biological process (GO): intracellular iron ion homeostasis; iron-sulfur cluster assembly
Cellular component (GO): cytoplasm; mitochondrial matrix
Molecular function (GO): 2 iron, 2 sulfur cluster binding; ferrous iron binding
Source: RefSeq, a predicted model, not a curated record
UUCCCAGCAGUGACUUAUGACCACUUCGCUGACGUUUGCCUCUUUGAGCAUCGGAGAUACGACCCCGACCCUGAUCUUGGCAAGGCAGUGGCCAAUGACGCGCCUUCCUCAUGCGUCCCGACUUGCGGGAACUCGGCCGAGGCGAGAACCACAAAGCUCUGAGAAGUAUGAUGCAGCCCAUGCUUCAUUAUCGCCUGCACACCUACAAUCCACCACCACCACACUCUCCAUCACCGGAACCGACCAAUUCACCUCACAAGAACCUCAGAUCACUGCGCCUACCCGCGAGAAGCCACCACAAUGUUUAAGCGUGUCCUCGCCACAGCGCCGGUCACGGCCACCUCCGCUCUCCGCACAGCAGCGAACUCAACAACACGAACCGCCUUCGCCGCACGGACAGCAGCGCCUGUAGUCCAACAACCCGCGCGCCGCUCGUACCAUGAGAAGGUCCUCGACCACUACAACAACCCGCGCAAUGUCGGCAGCAUGAAGAAGACCGACGCAGAUGUCGGCACUGGACUCGUCGGUGCACCCGCAUGCGGAGACGUCAUGAAGCUGCAGAUCAAGGUCGGCAAAGACAAAGACGGCAAGGACAUGAUCGAAGAUGUCAAGUUCAAGACAUUCGGCUGCGGGUCUGCGAUUGCCAGUUCGAGUUAUUUGACUGAGUUGGUGAGAGGAAUGACGCUGGAGCAAGCCGGCCGGAUCAAGAACACGGAGAUCGCGAAGGAACUUUGCCUGCCGCCUGUGAAGUUGCACUGCUCCAUGCUUGCAGAGGACGCCAUCAAAUCCGCCAUCAGCAACUACUACACCAAGAAUCCCAAGCAAAAGGCCACAGAUCUUGGAGGUACUGGCGCCGCCAUGCCUAAGAUUGAAGUGGAGACUGUGACUGCCGGUGCGGCGGCGUAGAAGCCCGCAGAGAAAAUGAAGAUCCAAGACUUGAACCUUUACCGCCACGGCGGCAGUUGAGACGGUAGUUCUUCUUUGUGAUGAUUAUUUAGCGACUUUUGAACAUAAUCGGCGUUGUUUUUCUCAACUGGGGACGGUCAAAGUCUUGUUAUAUGGCUGAGAGGCGGGCGACGGUCUGUAUGAUACCAGAUUGCAUGUGCUUGGGAGAUGAAGACAUACCAUCCAGAAUAGCAUGGCAAAAGUAAAAUCAUAACACUCGUUCUACGAAAACGACGACCAC